Molecule: messenger RNA, 900 nt
Organism: Gongylonema pulchrum
Lineage: Eukaryota; Metazoa; Nematoda; Chromadorea; Rhabditida; Gongylonematidae
Source: the annotation of a GenBank genome assembly
AUGAUCCUGGAAUUUUGGAGUUUCUGUUCUGGAAUUUUGGGGAUUCUAUUCUGGAAUUUUGGGGUUCUGUUUAUUCAGUAUAUUUAUAUAUAUGCAAUUCUGGAAUUCCAUGGGAAAAAAACGGCGUACAUUACUUUUAUAGGCACUGUUGUAACGACCCAGCUACUACUGGACAGUAUCAAUGUUUCGUUGAGAAUGCAGCCGCAGAACAGUAGCCUGGAGAAAUGCCCGACAACGCCACCUGGUUUAGUUGGUCCAAUAAAAGUUUGGUUUGAUGAGCCAGAAUUCAGCGAAAUAGAAGCAUUGUAUCCACAUUUGGAGCCUGGUGGCCAUGGAAAGCCGAAAAAUUGUCAGGCUCAACAUCGGGUUGCUAUCGUUGUGCCUUAUAGGGAUCGCGAAGUGCAUUUACGUAUUUUUUUGCAUAAUCUACAUUCGUUGCUCAGUAAACAGCAGCUCGAUUACGCGAUUUUCAUCGUUGAGCAACAUGCCAACGAGACGUUCAAUCGUGCCAAACUGAUGAACGUUGGCUUCGCGGAAGCCAUGAAACUGUACGACUGGCAGUGCUUCAUCUUUCAUGAUGUGGAUUUACUGCCCGAAAAUGAUCGCAAUAUCUAUUCGUGCCCAGAGCAACCGCGACAUAUGAGUGUAGCAAUUGACAAAUUCAAGUACAAGUUGCCUUACGGGUCAAUUUUUGGAGGUAUCAGUGCAAUGACGGUGGAGCAGUUUGUCAAAAUCAAUGGUUUUUCAAAUGAUUAUUGGGGCUGGGGCGGUGAAGAUGAUGAUCUUUCAACACGACGUUACGACUUACAACUACGGCCACUGUUCACACAUAUCAAAGUGGAAUUGCUGGAGGAGGAAUCAAAGGAAAAUCUGAGGAAACAAGGCUUCAAAAAAUGCUAA